AAAUGCGCGGCGUCCUUGCCUAUGAAUUUUCGUGUAUGAUUUUUGCUGCCACUUUAGUGCCAGUUUUUACGCGGGCACGCCGCGCCGGCCGAAAAACUUACGAAGUUUUGCUUUCACUAACUAGACCAGCAGACAGUAGAUACCUUGGUGCUUGAUGUGUAGACUCCUAAAAAGCAGUGUUGCUUGUCCAAGGAGAAGUCAAGGUGACUCAACUCAAGUUGUGCAGACUGACAUCUGAGAAAUUAAUCUCCAGUGUGCAGAUCCACGAGUGAUACAUGUGCAUGUAAUUCAGUUGUCGGCAAAGACAAGAGAAGUAUUGGUCAUCUGAUGCUUCUACCGGGUAGCUGAUGGUCCUUUGUGAUGCUGUUCUGCUUUUGAUGAGUUAAUUUACAACUUGUUCUUUCCACUGAUGUGCAGGAGAAUCUACAAGUUGAGCUGUGACUGGUCGCACCUCUCCAUCAGUCUCAGAUGAUGUACCGGUAGCUGUCAGUUACAGCUAGCAUAUUACCUCAGUAUUUGGACAAACUGGUACUCCAGACCCUUCAGUUGCAAAUUUCAUCAUUAGCUCCACAAUGGCCUCCUCAGGAAAUACAAACACUCCUGAGUGUUUGAUGUGCAAGUCCCCAGUUGAAAACACGGAUAACAGUUGGAGGAGGUACAGCUUGAGGCUCUCGGGCCCUUCCCUUGAACAGUUUGAAGGGCAGGAUGGAUUCCUUUGUUCUUCAUGUAAAUCAAAGCAUCUGCAACAAACUGCCAGUCAAACACAAACUGGUCAAGCGAAAAAGAGACCUAGCUUCUCUUUUUACUCAACACAAAAAGGACGUAAAAAGCCUAAGUAUAGUGUACCACAUUCUAAAGUGAAUACCCAAUCCAAGGGAUUCUUAAGUAGAUGUAAAUUGAUACAGUAUCUCUCAAAGGCAAUCAAGGCAAAUCAAUACGCUCAAGCUAUCAAGGCCAUUCUUAAUCAUAGCAAACGUUCGAGGCAAGCAUUCUGUACGGUUGCCAGCACAGCUGUCCGACAAGAAAUCCGCAGGUGUGCACUUAAAACACUCGAAUCAAAACCUGUUACCCCUGGAAAUAUUGCAACCUUCAAAUGGGGCAAAGUUGUUGAGGAGGCUGCUUCUCACAUGCCAAUUCUUGUAAAUGUUCUGAAAGGGGCUCUUCAUCGUCACCAGAAGAUGAUCUCAACACGACCAGCUGUCUGCAUGCCUGACCAGCGCCUAGGCUUUAUUUUGUCGUUGAUUUUGUAUUCGCAUCGGGCGCGUAAAUUCAGUUUCAUUCAGAGCUGUGUGUCUGUGAAACUGAAGAGACAAGGGUGUACAAGUACUGUUUUUAAAUGUUUGCAUGCCCUUGGUGUAUGCGUACAUUUAAGUAAAGUAACAACAUCCUUGGCAAUAGAUACGGCAGGGACAGACUACACUAAAAGGCAAAAACAGUGGCAGCUCAAUCUGAGUCAACAGCUUGAGUCAAGUGCCACAGUUGUGGCAGAUAAUGAGACCCAAGGAACAUCACCGUGUGGUGAAAAGCAAGCAGCUGUUUUGAAUGAAACACACUCACUCGUAGCUGACAUUGAUGAUGACGCUGCUUCUGAUAUGAGUGUAUCUGCUGACAACAACUCUGAUAGUGAUUCUGUUGCAGAAUCUGCUUCAGCUGCAGUAAAUGCAGAUAAUUCGCCAAGUACAUCGAGCAAACAUGAUUCAAGCAGUAAGGACACAUCACAGGAAAGAAAAGAUCAGGCACCUGAAGUAAAGCAAAUGCUUCCCGCAAUGCAUGAUUCACGAAGAUUUGAAUACCUUGACCCAGGGUAUAUCAUAGUGUGCGACAGUGUGUUGAUGCAGCUAGCUACACGUAGGUCACUCAAUGAGUACAAGUUACAGACCUCAACCUUUGCUGUAAGGAAUAGAGUUGGAUUUGACCAAUCGUCGGAUUACACGGUGAAACGUGCAGGAGAAAUUCCGUUGUCAUGUUUUCUUCCAAAGCCCUCUGACUGGAGAGGUUUGAAGAAGAGAAUGUGCCAAAUUCUGGAGCACAUUUUGAAAGAUCAUUUGCCAUUUUUGAAACAGGUGGAAUGUUCUGCCCCUAAGCGGCACCAACACAGUGAUGCCUUGAGUAAGAAAAGUGAGAUUGCCAGCUUAGGCGUGAUAGAUGAAAACCCCUACAGCACAUCAGGCUCAGUCCGUAUGCUUGAGUCACUUCAUCAGUUUGUUCCAUCGUAUGGUGAUGAGAACUUGUACCCAAUUGUAUGCUUUGGGGAUGGGCUCUCUGUGGAGAAAAUGGUUGAUGCCAAACGUGCAAAAGCUAGUGGGGCUUCUGCAGUGGAUAGGUUGGAGGGACUAGUGCAGUGUCCGCAAGACUUUCAUCGAAGAGGAGUUUUACUCCAAGACACGAUGGAUAGGUUCUUCAAAGAGGACAGUGCUAAAGAGACGGGAACACUUUUCCAGAUAAAUGAAGACUUUAAUCAUUGUUCUGUAAAGCAGAAGGUCUUUGAAAACUUCAGUGAUGUCGAAAAUCUUCUGAAUUUCUGUACACAUGCACUCAGCACUGUGCUUGCAUUCAAGCUUGCAAAGUUAGAUGGAACCACCGAUACUCCUGCAGAUUUUCCGACCUUAGGAAGAGUUCAGAAAAAGAUGUGGCUAACAAAAUUCACACAAAAGAUGGUAGAUUUCAUAUGGCCAAGAUUUCCUACUGACGACAGCCUAGACAAAGUACAUAGGCAAAAGAAGACACAGUUUUGUGUUGACAAGAAAGAUGACACUUUCGGUGAUAUUCUUGCUGAUAUGGUCAAAGACACUAAAAGCUGCAAAUGUGGUGAGUCCAGUGAUGAAGGAAUGAUUCGAUGUUUAAACAGGAAAUGUGGUGCAUGGUUUCACUACUCUUGUGCCAAUGUUGAUGGUCCCGUGGAAGGUGAUUGGUGGUGUUCAGCAGAGUGCCAGGCUUCCAAGUCCUUCAUAUAUUGUACAUGCCAUAGAAGGACAGGGAAGGAAGACAGUAUGGUCCAGUGUGAGAUGCAAAGUCGUUGUACUGCAAAUGAGUGGUAUCAUGUGGAGUGCAUAAGAGGGGCUGAAGAUUUACCCGAUGAGUGGUAUUGUUCUCCUGCAUGUAAACGACUCGCAUCUUUCAAACCCAAAGGUGAUAGGGUCCAUGAAUAUUCCAGAGCCUUGUUAUAUGAGGGUCUUUGUCAUCUAGCCUUCCGUGAUGCAGUACGUGAGGGUGAUGGACCAGCCAUCCUCAGCCACUGGAGGAUCAACACCCUGCAGUUUUGGAACAACAAACAUCUCAAAUAUUUCAUCUUGGCUCAUAACAUGCUGGCAGGUGUCAGUGGGUUCUAUCCAGCCCGAGUUGCACAUGACAUGACCUGGAACAGAGUGGCAAAUUUAACCGGUCAGGCAGAUGGCAAUAUUGGUCUGGAUCUGGUUAACGAAAUCCCAACUGAUGAGUAUUGGAAAAUGGUGUCCAGAACAGAAGAUGGGUAUCCAGAGAAAGAGAGGGAACAGAAAAGCAAACCGAGGGAUGAAUUUUUACAUGAGUUGGAAAGCAUCUUCUUGAAAUCUCGAACAACUCAAACUGCUCAGGAGCUGCAGCAACUCAAAUUUGAUCAAGAUGUCGACAGUUUCGCUUCUGCAUACAUGCAUGAAGGUCUCUUUGAUUAUGUGCCAGGUAGACAUAACAAGUCCUUCCCAUUUUUUAAGCACACUGUUGAGGUGAACUGCCCUGAAUUAAUGGGACAAAAUCUUGUCCGACUCAGUCAGUGUAUGGACAGGUGGAGGGGUGUUGCGAAAUUUUGAGCGUGCAAGCGUAAAUUCAAUUCAGUCACCAUUGUUAGAGGAAACCGAACUGGAACAUAGAAAACGGGUCUUAAUAUAAAGAGACGUGUGUGUGUGGUCUCAUUCAAUUAUUUUACGUGAAUUGUUUGGCAGUUUUAGAUGCAGAUACUUUAUUUUGACUGAAAGUAGACUAAGUACAUGUCUUUGUAUCUCAUUCCAUGAAAUUUGUUAGGGAGCAUAUCAUUUGUGUGAAAACAAUCCUGACAAACAAUGGUUAUCAGUCCUGUUACUUUUUGGUCUUCAAAAUCUAAUCAUUCCUACAAUGCACAGAAUGCAUCAGUGAGAAGAUUUUUUAGUGUUUCACCCGUGGACCCUUAUUAUGUGCUUUGCAUUGAUGGAUUUGUGGUCUAUACUGUGUCGCAUGUAUUCUGAAAACACUUCAAGUACAUUCAUUGUGCUGAUGUGCAUUCUUGUUAAGUCCUGGCACUUACAUAGCAGAAAUCAAGAUAUCUCAUCAGGACUCCAAUGGGUGAUGUUGCAAAGCAACAAGAGGUCAAUAGUCUGGAUGUAGAUGACAAGCAAAAUGCCACUGUUAAUGUAGUCCGACACGAAUGUAGCCAAAACCUGGGACAGUUGUACAAUGUUGUAUGAUCUGCAACAAAAUCCAUAUAUCGGCCUUACAAAGGGAGUCAAGUUGGCACAGCGUUACUACAUCAUCUCCAACCUGUUUAAAACUAUCCCAUCCAAGCUGGUUUUUUUUGUUCUUCUUCAAGCCAGACAUUUUUUCCAAGCCAAAUUCUGUUGUUCCAUUCCAGACUUUCUUUCCAGCUUUGACAGUAAACAAGUCUUUUCAGCUUUUAGGUUGUUAAACUUUCUUUCUAGAAUCUUUUCUCGAACUGUGGUUUCUUGUCUUGGCCAGAACGAUCAGUAAAAAUGUGGUUUUACGUGAAAUUUAAACCACGUUUUUUCAUGCUGCAUUGUUCUGAGCUAGAUACGAGCCAGUAUUUCCAAGUCUCCAGCUUGACAUCUUGGCAGAGUCUCUACUAGGUUCGCUAUCCAAGUCAUUUCCUGUCGUGGCACACCUUAGUCAACAUUUGCGACAGUACUCUGUCCACUGGUUCACUCUGGUGUCUCCUUUGUCUUUGUUCAAACUGAUUGUGCCAUGCUUUCCCACUUUGGAAUGAUUUUUCCCUCAUGAUGCUAAUGGGUCGGCGGCAAAAGCAGGAUCUUGUGCUCUGAUACUGUCUGAACUUGGCAUUAUAUGUCGCCUUUAUUGUUCAUCACAUACCUGCGACUUGAUGCAUUCCUGAAACUAUGAUAAUACACCAUAUCAUCAUCGUAACAUCUGAACUCUACUUCUCUCAAUUUACUCAAGACAACCCGACUGCAUAAACACACACUGGAACUAGUUUUGAUACAGUUUUAUCAGCUCCCCUACAUUACCUAUAAUAUAAGUCCUACAAAUGUAUACAGAUCCAGUAUGUACCCCCAAAAAAAUUACAAAACAACAAAUAUGUUAUUCAUGAAAAUUGAAACCAUUUGGGCAAACUUAUACCAGAAUUGUUGAACCAAUCUACAUGUAUACUCCUCAGCUCACCAACCUUUGUUUAACUCAUCUUUAGAGAAAAAUUGAUACCGAGUGUUUGCCAACUUUUUAAUACAACUUGGUAUAUGACAAGAUAAACCGAUGUUAUGUUCAGGCUUCCUUUUGGAAAUAAGAUUUUUAAAAAGAAUCCAUCCAGACCAAGUAUUAUCUUAAUAAAUAACCUAAUACAUGUAUUUGGUAACAUUUUCCAGUUGGUCAUUAUCCAUCGGGUUUUUUGUGUGUAUUUGUUGGGAGGGGGUCAGGGCAGCAUUUUAAUAGGUGGGAAUGUCUUAUAGGCUGAUGUACUCUAUGUGUGGCUUUGCUAACUGAAAAUCGCUGUGAAUCUUUGUCUAGAAACUUAGAAUGAAAUAUGUACAUACAUGUAUUUGGGACUAAAAAGGUGAUGAGGCCAGCCUGGAGUUGUUAAGUUGGGGGGGGGGGUGAAUAUUUUUUUGGGUGUAUUUUGUGGGCAUUUGGUAAAAUAACAGCCUGAAGAUCAAUUGAACUAAAAUAGUAUGUUGAAACAAAGAAUUAUAAGUAGGAAGCAAGUUAAUUAAUUAUUACGUUACAUGUACAGUUUUGCAUAACAGAAGAAUGUUAAGAAAUAAUGUUUUGAAGUUCAACAUUAAUGCUUAUUUAGCAGGUAUGUGUAUGUUAAUAGUUCACUUGCUUACAAAAAUGUGUGCACCGGUACGUAAGCAAAACAGUGAUUUGCCAGCAUAUUUGUUUUUCGUAAUUGUUUUUUUUUCAGUUUGGACAAACGAGAAGUUUGAAUUUCAACCAUAUGUUUAUGAUGAGGAUACGUGAUGCUAACUCUUGUAUCCAAAAGUAUUAAUACUAUUUGGCACAGUUGUAUCAUGUGCCAGGACAUUUGCUUUCUUUUCAGUUUGCACAAAAGAAAACUGUUUGAAUUUUAAUUUUCUUAUGUAUAAAUGAUGCUAACAUUGCAUCAAAAAUGUAAAUGCUACAUGUGCAUUGUAUAUGACAACAUCAUGUGCCUUUUUCUAUCACAUCUAUCUGUAUCGUUUUGUAUACCAUGAGUUUUCCACCUAGAUUAGUGUCACACAUGAGUUGUAAAACUAGGUAUGACAGUGGUCCACAUGCACUGACACAUUCCAAAGAACUAAACUCGUGGAAAUUUCUUCCGCAUUUUUAUGUUGGGAUUUUUGGCAUUGACAUAAAGUUUGUAAUUUAUCUUGCUUUGUUUUCAAUGGCUUUCAAGUAAGAAUAAACAUAUCAGGUUGUAAUACAAUUUUUGUACCCAAAAGAAAGCUUAAGAUUUUGAAAUUGCAGAGAAUGUUGCAUGUAUAGAUUGUUUUCUCCAAGUAGGCAUACAAGAAAAGGGUUGAAGAAAGCAGUAGUUUAAACAAUUCAGUUCAUGGUGUUACAUGUAACUUUGAAUAAAAAGAGAAACGUUUGAAAUUUAA
Molecule: messenger RNA, 6776 nt
Organism: Patiria miniata (bat star)
Lineage: Eukaryota; Metazoa; Echinodermata; Asteroidea; Valvatida; Asterinidae
Exons: 5
Coding region: 573-3785 (1070 amino acids)
Source: RefSeq, a predicted model, not a curated record